UACAAUAUGAAACCCUAAAAUCAAUUUUGCCACCACUUUCUCCAUUUCUUAUACAGUCCGAAGUCCUAAUAUUUGUUCCCAUCCUUCUCCGUCUUUUUCCCCAUUUCUGGAAUAAACUGAGUGGAAUUUGUGAUUACUGUCUCAAACCUCAGGAAAACUCCCAAACCCGUGUUGCAUUGGCGAGGGCCUUAACAGGUCUCAAAUUCAGUCGUUCGAAAUAAAGUUCGUGCGUGAAACAAUCUUCAACUGGAAAUUUGAGAAGCUCAAACCCGCUGCUGAGGAGGUCGAGCACGUGGUGGCGCUGAUGCUUCUCCCAUGAAGGUCAAAGACAGUGUUGUGAUUGUCCUAAAGGCUUAGCCCCAAGUUUCAAUCCGGAGAUUAUUUUGCAAGUGGUUCUUACUUCAAUUAAGGAUUGCAGUUUAAAUGGGAAAGCAAGUCACCCGCAACAUUAAUGUCUCAAUCCGGGGAUUAUUUUGCAAGUGGAAAACUCCCAAACCCGUGUUGCAUUGGCGAGAGCCUUAAAUUCAGUCGUUCGAAAUAAAGUUCGUGCGUGAAACACAAAUCUUCAACUGGAAAUUUGAGAAGCUCAAAAGGAUUGCAGCGUCCAUGGCAUAUUUUAAAAGCCGUUAGAUUAAGCAAGAGCUUGGUAAUCAUUGUUCUUGCUCUUCUUCCCUCAGAUUUCGUCAUUUUUUUUUAUCUUGAAUCAAUUGUAUUUUGACUUACACCCGUUGGCAAUGAAGCUCCCUGUGCGGUACUUGAUUGUUAUUUUGACCUUCAUCUGCACCUCAGUUUGCUACAUCGAACGAGUAGGGUUUUCCAUCGCUUACACCGUUGCUGCUGACGGUGCUGGGGUGAAUCAAUCGAGCAAAGGUACUAUACUGUCCACCUUCUAUUACGGAUACGCCUGUUCUCAAGUUCCCGGAGGAUGGGCUGCUCAGAGAAUCGGGGGGAGGAGGGUCCUGCUUCUUUCGUUUCUUUUGUGGUCAUUGACUUGUGCACUUCUUCCUCUCGAUCCCAAUCGUGUUAUUCUUUUAGUUGUUGCUCGUUUGCUCGUUGGUGUAGCACAGGGUUUUAUUUUCCCUUCCAUUCACACAGUUCUAGCACAGUGGGUUCCCCCUCACGAGAGAUCUAGAUCCGUCUCUCUCACCACUUCAGGGAUGUAUCUGGGUGCAGCUCUAGGAAUGCUUCUUCUUCCUACUCUGGUCAAGUUCAGAGGCCCUCAAUCUGUGUUCCUUGCGGAGGCGGCAUUGGGUGCUUCAUGGUCUUUACUUUGGUUCAAAUAUGCCAUUGAUCCCAAAUCCACUGCUUCUGGUGUUGGGGAAUUAGUCUUACCCAUCAAUAAAAAAAUGGACUCUCACAACAAAAAGGUACUUUCAGCCAAAAUCCCCUGGGUCAAAAUUUUAACCAGCUUCCCUGUUUGGGCUAUUGUUGUCAAUAACUUCACCUUUCACUAUGCUUUAUAUGUGCUCAUGAACUGGCUCCCAACCUACUUUGAAUUAGGCCUUAAGCUUAGCCUGCAAGACAUGGGUUCCUCUAAAAUGUUGCCCUAUCUCAACAUGUUCCUGUUCUCCAACAUUGGUGGUGUUGUUGCCGACUACUUGAUCACCAGGAGAAUAUUAUCUGUCACCAAAACCAGGAAAUUCUUGAACACCGUAGGGUUCUUGGUUGCUUCUCUUGCCUUGGUGGUGAUUCCCAGUUUCAGAACUUCUGGUGGUGCUGUCUUCUGUUCUUCUGUGGCUCUUGGUUUCUUGGCACUUGGCAGAGCUGGAUUUGCAGUGAACCACAUGGAUGUUGCUCCGAGAUACGCUGGAAUAGUGAUGGGUGUUUCUAAUACUGCGGGUACUUUGGCUGGCAUUGUGGGCGUUGACCUAACUGGGAAGCUUCUUGAAGCUGCUAAGGCUGCUAAUUCUGAUCUUUCAAGUCCAGAAAGCUGGAGAACAGUGUUUUUCAUUCCUGGAUUUUUAUGCAUUUUUAGUUCUUUUGUAUUUCUACUAUUUUCAACAGGGGAGAGAAUUUUUGAUUGAAGUAGCCUUGUCAAUUUCAUGGCUUAAGAGGUGUUGUUAUUCUGGGGAUUUAAUUUUUAUUACAUCUCCAUGUUAUAUCAUUCUUGGAUAGAA
Molecule: messenger RNA, 2117 nt
Organism: Vigna angularis (adzuki bean)
Lineage: Eukaryota; Viridiplantae; Streptophyta; Magnoliopsida; Fabales; Fabaceae
Product: probable anion transporter 5
Exons: 3
Coding region: 735-2024 (429 amino acids)
Biological process (GO): transmembrane transport
Molecular function (GO): transmembrane transporter activity
Source: RefSeq, a predicted model, not a curated record